GGAACCAGCAUCAUUCUGCACAAGGCUUGGGGCUGGGAGAAGUGUGUUCCGGGUCGAUCAGCUGAACUCUGAUCGCUGGAGGAUGGGGAUCAGUCUGUGGAGUGCCGCCUGCCUUUGGCUGGCUGUUCAGCGAACCCCCAGCGCUGUUGCCCGGGGUCCCAGACAGCAGGCAUGGCCAGUGCCUUACAGACGAUUUGAUCACCGGCCCAAACCUGAUCCAUUCUGCCAACCCAUCUACCCAUUCUGCCCCACAGGCUCUCCUAUUGGAGAGAUUCCUCAGAUGAAAGACCAAGAUACUAUAGAAGUUUAUCGGCUUCAGGCUCCUGUUUGGGAGUUCAAGUACGGAGAUCUGCUUGGACAUUUUCACAUCAUGCACGAUGCAAUUGGCUUCCGGAGUACUUUGACAGGCAAAAACUACACAAUGGAGUGGUAUGAACUCUUUCAGCUUGGGAACUGCACCUUCCCACAUCUUCGACCUGGAAUUGAAGCUCCUUUCUGGUGCAAUCAGGGAGCUGCCUGUUUCUUUGAGGGAAUAGAUGAUUUACAUUGGAAGGAAAAUGGUUCCUUGGUAAAAGUAUCUGAAAUAACUGGUGAAAUAUUCAACAAACUGGCCAAGUGGGUGAAGGAGGAUAACAGAACUGGUAUAUAUUAUGAAACAUGGACUGUUCAAUCUGAUCCUUCUUCGAAUGCUACAGUGUGGUUCAAAUCUUAUGACUGUUCAUCAUUUGUAUUGAGAACUUACCAGACCUUGUUUGAAUUAGGUGCGGUCUUUAAGAGUCCUAUACAAACCAACUAUACCAGAAUAUUCCUGUACAGUGGCGAGCCGACAUACCUUGGGAAUGACACGACUAUAUUCGGGCCACGCAGUAACAAGACUCUAGCAGGAGAAAUUACUACUUUUUAUUCUCCAUUUAGACCACCGCAUUCAAUGAAAGAACUGAUAUCGAGUCUGUUGGAAAUAGUUGAUAAGGUUAUAGUGGAGAAAACCUUUUACCUUUACUUUAAUUUUGAGUAUUGGUAUUUGCCAGUAAAAUGGCCCUAUGUUAGAAUAACCUAUGAAGAAAUACCUCUGCCAUCCAAACAAAAUAAAUCAACAGGUGCUUAGCAACAUGCCCAGAAGAAAAAAUCGUUUGUAUGUUAAUUUGUCUGUAACAUUGCCGAUUUUUGCAAGUGCAGUUAUUUAAUAUUUUAGUGAAACAGACCCCCCUGGAAAACAGCAGCUAAGACUGUUGAUUGAUUAACUGUGUCAAAUGGAGCUGUAUAAACAUCUGCUUCUGAAUAGGAUAAGAAUUUAUAGAGAAUUACAUUUAAACUGUGGUGGUUAAAUACACCAUGAGCUACACUGCUGGGUCUGGAAAAGGGAGGAAGCGGAAUCUUGUCUUGAAAAACAAUGCUUCGAGAAUGGAUGAUGGAUGAACAUUCCCAAAUGCACAUAAGACAUUCCCAACCUCAUUGUACACUGGCUGGGUUAGCCAUGGGAUCAACCAGCAUCAGUAUGAAUUCCCAAAUAAAGUUGCAGCUGUUCUGCAUCAGCUCAAGAUUCAGAAGGUAACGCACAGUGAAUAUGCACAAUUAGUUUGACUCAAUGAACUUUGACUUCUACAGGACGGUAUAAAGUUCACACAGAUAAUUUGCAUUCCUUCUGUAACUGUAUGUUGUGUUGAAUAUUUGCCAAUUUACAUUAUAUUAUACAUUGAGCUAUGAGGGUUAAAACUUAAUUGUCUAGAGUUACUCGAGUAGUUAAACCUCCAUAUCACUAAAAUGUUAAUAUUUUAACAUUGGACUCCAACACUGCAAAUAUCGCACAAAUUCAAUAUUCUGUGUGGUUAAAGAAAUUGAAUAAGUACAGAA
Molecule: messenger RNA, 1851 nt
Organism: Carcharodon carcharias (great white shark)
Lineage: Eukaryota; Metazoa; Chordata; Chondrichthyes; Lamniformes; Lamnidae
Gene: cln5
Product: CLN5 intracellular trafficking protein
Exons: 4
Coding region: 83-1105 (340 amino acids)
Biological process (GO): lysosome organization
Cellular component (GO): lysosome; lysosomal membrane
Molecular function (GO): hydrolase activity, acting on glycosyl bonds
Source: RefSeq, a predicted model, not a curated record